UACAUAAACAGCACACAUUCACUCGAAUAUUUCAGGAACUUAACGCAUAUCAUCGUGUUGUAAUGGUGUAUGUUUACAUUGAAAUGUAACUUUGAAAACUAUGAAAUUGUCAUCUCAAACUUACGUCUGUCGCGAACGGGAAGUGAGAGUGCAGCCGAUCAAAACAAACAAGACUGGACUUGUGUGAAACUAGUGACAGAGGGCCACCGGGAUGACUAGUGUGCUGUGUGGCCGAGCCCGGCUGGUGAUGACCCAGUCGUCAGGGCGUCAGGCCCUAGCUGCACUCAGGUUGGGCUGGAUACGAACCUUCUCAGCUGCUGGUUCUGAUGAGCCUUAUUUUGUCGUGUCACGGGGGGACUCAGACUCAGGCCCUAGGACAGUAUGGCCUGAUGAGAACAUGGGACCAUUCGGCCCCCAGGACCAGCGGUUCCAGUUGCCAGGUAACUCAGGCUUUGACUUUCACCUGGAAGGCAUGGCAGACCAGAGGAUUAAAGGCCCAGUCCACAGGACGGUACCUGAUGUUCUGACUGCUGCUACUAGCAACGAGAGACAUGAGUUUGUAAUGGCCCAGUUUGUCAGCGAGUUUCAGGGCAAAAUUGGUCACAUGUUAUCGAGGAGCGUCCGCAAGGCAGAGCACUACUUUGAUCAGCCCAAUGUGGACUGUUCUAUACAGACCUGUCCUGAGCUGCUGAAGAGAGAGUUUGAAUCCUAUUUCCCCUCGGCCCCAGCCAGCGCCAUCACUGUUGUCACGGUGAAACACACGAGAUGUGAGGUGAUCGACAAAGAAGUGAUCGACAGAGAACAGCUUCUUCACAAAAUGUUUUCUGUUAUUUCCCAGUUUGUUAGUGGUGCUAAGGAAAUCUGCUUUGCUCUGUGGACAGCUGGCUUCUGGGCUGACUUCAUCGACCCCUCAUCAGGAUCAGCUUUCUUUGGAUCUCACUCCAACCACCCACUACUCAAAGAGGAGGAGUGGAGCCGUCUAGGUUUCCAUAUCGAGGCCUCUGGAUCCUGCACAGUUAUCCGUCACGUCCUGAGGGGAACACCUACGUUUGUUGGAACUGUUUUCACCACUGCACCUGCUAACAGUGACGUCAUGGAAAGACUUCAAGGCCAGUCAAGUGCAUUUGAAGACGGGGACUAGUUUUUAUAUUUUGUUAUCACCAUGUGAGAAUGAUGUAUCUCACUAUCCAAAAGACUGUUUGUGCCCUGACCUCUGUUUGUUCACUCUGGAUUGUUUUGGAGGAAAAGCGUUGCCCAUUAUGCCGUUGUCUUCACCACACCAGCAUGGAGAGGAAGUUCUAAUGGGUUGUUGUCUUCAGACACAUGCCUAACUAUGUUAACCUGGUCCCAGAUCUGUUUGUGUUGUUCUGUUAGUGCUGCCAAAGUUGGUAAGAGGACACAAACAGAUCUGGGACCAGGCUAUAUAACUAUGUACUUGGAAGUAGACAGGUAGGUUGCGUACAGUAGUGCUGCGAUCUGACGUUGACUCUGAUGAUAUCAUAAAGACUUGACUGAGGAAGAUCCCUUUGACAGCUGUGUUUAAACACCCAAUAAACCACCUAGCUACCUUUGA
Molecule: messenger RNA, 1573 nt
Organism: Oncorhynchus tshawytscha (Chinook salmon)
Lineage: Eukaryota; Metazoa; Chordata; Actinopteri; Salmoniformes; Salmonidae
Product: cobalamin trafficking protein CblD
Exons: 8
Coding region: 212-1141 (309 amino acids)
Biological process (GO): cobalamin metabolic process
Cellular component (GO): mitochondrion
Source: RefSeq, a predicted model, not a curated record